GCGCGCAACAAGGUGAAUCGGCAAAAUUGGAGAUAUGUGGUCCGUGUGCACGAUCCGCGGGCGUGGUAGAGCCGGCCAGGCUCUAGUUUGUAGCAUUGUUACGUCCAUACUCGCCAUUCUACUGCAACCAGUAAAUGCCACCCAAUACCGAGUGGAUAUGAAAACGUCGGUAGUCUAUGGGCCAAAUACGACGGUAAAUAUCGUCGCCGUUCUAUACACGGACGGAGCGUUGGUCAAAGAUGAUUACAUUGUCUAUUGGCGCGACAACACACCGCUGCAGCACCGGAUAGAUGACAUCAGCUCGCAGGUUCCCCGUUUUAAUUGGACCAUUUCGUUCCCUCAUUCGGUCCCGUCCGGUACGUACGAAGCUACCGUAACGGUGAAGAAACUAUGGGUGUUUGUUCCGUUAGAUUGUGCCAAGGGAUCUGUAAAGUUUAACCUGACCAGUAUACUUAGCGGGGAGCUGCAGUUGUCGCAGAACGACACGCUCGUUAAUAGCACGUACAUAGCGAGCACCUUGCCGCUCAACCAGAGCGUUAGCGUUCUGGAACGGGACCGUGUAGCGCUCGAGGAGGCCGCAUACGUGCGAACGUUUUGGUUCAUCAACUGCCAGUACAUCGGUACAUCGAGCGAACUUUCCACAUUGGGAAACUACACGAAGGAGAACGAAACAUACACCAUCGAGGCAUUGGUCGUAGCAUCCUUUGAGAAGCUUCCCGACCCAACAACCACAACCACGACCACCACCACCACCACGCCAGCCACAACAACGACAACAACAUCUACAACACCACCAACAACAACAACUACUACAUCAACAACCCCGCCCACUACGACCAGUACAAGUUCCACAUCAACAACCACAUCGACUCCGAAACCCAAAGAAUUAUCGUCAACGGAAGCAACUCCAGGCAGUUCCGGUCAACCACUGCCGACCGGAGGACAGCGCAGUAGGCGUGAUGCGAAUCCUUCGCUUAGGCUGGACUCGAGCGCGGAAGACGUAUUGUCACUAAAAGGCAUAAGCCCAGCGUUGCUCGGGAUGAUAGACAGUAAGAACAUUGUGCGGCCGGAUGGCUCCAAGGAAUUGCCUACAGACGAGCAAUCGACGGACAGUUUGCAAGUGGCAAGGCUAGAAAAGAAAUCCAACACAAAGUUCUUCCUGGAUGAUGCGAAACAGCCGUUCGUUUGUGGCAACAGUUCGAUGGUCCCGCCAGAUCCCGCCAAAGUGUACGGCCACUUUCAGCGAACCGUCGUCGUACAGAAUCCAAUCGCUCGUUUCAACGUGUCGGGCCAGCAGUGGGUUAAGCAAGGCCAACCGGUUGACCUUGUGUUUCAGUGCAGUGGUUCACCACCGUUUGAGUUUUGUGUCAACUUCAUGCCAAGCGCCCACAAUAUGACAGGCAACGAAACGUGUGAUCACGGAUGGGAACCGGCAAUAGAUGGCAUUUGUCGGUAUAAAUUUCAUCGGUUUUUCUUUGACAAAAAGCUCGGUUCGAUCGUGUUUUUUGUGCGUAAUCGCAUUUCCAACUACAUAACCCAAGUCGGCAUCCAGUUCUACGAGAAUCAGCCGAAGUCGCAGCUCUCGGUAAUAAUCGUACCGAUCGGGUUCUGUCUGCUCGCCGUUACGCUGGUGGUGUUUGGUGUGGCGUACUACAUUCAGAACCGUGACCGGUUCAUCGUGGAGGUGGCAGACUUCAACUUUGGUGACACGAGUUCGCUGGACGACGACAUGGAGUAUAAAACGUUCCACCAACGGCUGGUGGACAGUUUGCGGGACUCGGUCAGAGUACCGCGCUUCAACUUCCGCCGGUCCAGUGCGCACGACGUAGACGAUGUGUCGCCCAGUGGAGGGCCGGACGGCGAUUCUUCGUUGCGUUACGGAUCGAUGACCUAAGGAAGACCGGUAAAGAAAAGGUAGGUGUUGGUCGGUCUGUACAUUUUCCUUUGCUCACGAAGCUCGCCGAAUGCUGACGGGUUGAAGAACUAAGAAACACAAAAAGAAAUCAUCAAGUCAAUUCGCGUAGAGCACGUUCCAUGAGCAAUUUAGGCCAAAAGAUACUGGGAAGCUAGAUAAUCGAAACGUUGUUGCUGAUAAUGCUGCGGAAUGAUACCACAAAUUGCUGAUAUUUUCAGAAAAGAAUAUAAAGUAGAACUUCCCGGACGGGUACACGAAACGAAAAUGCACAUGUUGUGUCCCCGAUGAACAGAUUGUGUUUCGUUUGCAACAAAAAACAGAUUCUGCAGGUCUCGUUUGCGGUUCCGACACCGGUUGCGGAAUCGGGUUUACCAAGAGCAGAGAUUGAAAACAAACAUGAUCUUUACGUAGUUACAUGAGAACAGUUCCCGGAACUGGGUCGAAACAGCACAGUUGCAACUAAACCGUGCUUUGUUAUAUUGCGCAACCUCACGCGUUGCUAUUGGCACAAAAAAUGAAAAAUCAAAAUUCAAAAGACUGUACAAUUAUUCGCUAUUCCACCUCCGUAUCGGCCAGUUUGAUUACUUUCCAUUGGAUGCAUUUUUUGCUUCAGCAAGUUAUCGAUCAUAAUAUAUGUAUGUAAGGAUUAGCUUUUCGGUUCGUUAUCUUCGAACAUACAUUAGCCUAAACAAUUCCCUUCUUUAACACCCUGAUACGUAUUUUGCACAGUAAUGAUACGUUUGGCAAAUGCCACGUUUGGCAAUGACCGCAAGCAUCAGAUUGAGAGAAUGUUGGGGUGUGACACUCGAUUAAGCAGUAAUUUUGUAAAACGAUACUAUCAUGUGAUACUGAUAUCUACGGUUUAUUUUACGUGUAGAGUGUAAGUCACAAGAAAAACUAAAAAGAUUAACCGGGCAAACCGUCCCCGAAUGCCUGGAGUGGAGCCUGAACUGCCAAGGGAAGUUUGCCCAAGCUAUAACGCUUUAGAACGCGCGGCGUACUUUUGGUAAUAUCUUCCUUUGCCGUUUCACUCCCACAACGCAUAGAUACCCGCAACGCAACGUAUGAUAGAUUCCGGGGAAGUCAAGCCUUCACCCGAGUAUAGGUCACGUAUUUGUACUCUGUCGUAACGGAUCAUAUAAACGGCUCGAAUAUUAACACGGAAGGGAUCUUGGCUUAAGUCAGUAAAGCAAAACAGAUAGUCAUAUUAGGAUUUAAAUUGAGUCUAUAAACAAAAGGCGCCAACUCUGAGUCAUUUUAUAGGAGGUUUCGGAAACGUGAGCUGGAUAAAGGGGCGGAAAAUAUCAUAAAAGGAACUUCGAUACACGAUGGAACGCUGGAUUUGGUUCUCAAAAUGUUUCUUCUUAUGUUCGUAUAUCAGAGAUCCUAUUGGCACAACCAAGCAACAAGUGUUAUCAGAAGUACAGAACAGUCUAGCGUAAAAAGGAAAUAGAUUUACAGGUUGGGGUUAUCAUUUGCGUAUCGUUUUUAAAUGAUGAACAUUAGCGGACGGUAUCAUAAAUUUUCUUGCGUUAUGUUGACGACUCGCGAAAGCUAUCUUCGUCAUUAGCAACCUUGGUAAUCGAUUGCUGUCAACUGAAACCUCGGAAAAUCCGGAUCAAAAC
Messenger RNA from Anopheles cruzii, 3540 nucleotides. RefSeq lists its product as uncharacterized. NCBI's taxonomy places the organism in Eukaryota, Metazoa, Arthropoda, Insecta, Diptera, Culicidae. The transcript has 9 exons. The record is from RefSeq and is a predicted model, not a curated record. Bases 35 to 1894 code for a protein of 619 amino acids.